Molecule: messenger RNA, 10481 nt
Organism: Eublepharis macularius
Lineage: Eukaryota; Metazoa; Chordata; Lepidosauria; Squamata; Eublepharidae
Gene: PIKFYVE
Product: phosphoinositide kinase, FYVE-type zinc finger containing
Exons: 41
Coding region: 114-6398 (2094 amino acids)
Biological process (GO): phosphatidylinositol metabolic process; intracellular signal transduction
Molecular function (GO): 1-phosphatidylinositol-3-phosphate 5-kinase activity; metal ion binding; ATP binding
Source: RefSeq, a predicted model, not a curated record
UUGCGGUAUUAGCCCAGAAGAGUUUUUGAGGUCUGGAUGGUGGCUCGUGCGUUACCGGAACGAGCGAACGAGGCGUUGCGUGUGCAUCUCCAGUCUCUGUGGGGGUCCAUGAGAUGGCCGCAGAUGAUAAGCCAUCUCCAACGCUGGAUUCGAUGAGCGAGGUGCCCUCCUCCCCCGGUAGUCCUUCCCACCUUACACACUUCAAGCCUUUGACUCCCGACCAAGACGAGACGGCUUUUAAAUCUGCCUACAGUUCUUUUGUGAAUCUCUUUCGUUUCUCUAAAGACGAUGGCCGGCUGGCUUCCUCAGCGGAGAGAUCAGAAACAGGGCAGGGCGACCAGCAGCCCCUGAAUGCAAACUGGCCAAGUCUGCAAGCUGCUUCAAGGGCACAGACCCUAAGAUCACCGGUGCCUUACAAAAAACAGAUUCCCGCGGAGCUGCAGAGAAGAUCUUCAGCAUCAUUAGACAGUCGAAGAAAAGAACCACUUCUCAGCAGUCAUGAUCCUCGCACAGCUGUUCAGCUCAGAAGCCUCACGACCGUCUUGAAACGGCUCAAAGAAAUCAUGGAAGGAAAAAGCCAGGACAGCGAUCUGAAGCAGUACUGGAUGCCAGACAGCCAGUGUAAGGAAUGUUAUGACUGCAGCGAGAAGUUUACCACUUUCAGGAGAAGACACCACUGCCGGUUAUGCGGACAGAUCUUCUGCAGCCGAUGCUGCAACCAGGAAAUCCCCGGGAAAUUCAUGGGUUACACAGGUGACCUCAGAGCGUGCACUUACUGCCGUAAAAUAGCCUUAAGCUAUGCUCACUCCACAGACAGCAACUCCAUCGGGGAAGAUCUGAGCGUUCUGUCCGAUUCUCCCAGUUGUGUGUCCGUGCUUGAUCCUGGGGAGCCACGGACUCCUGUCACGAGUAGGAAAGCGAGCCGCAACAUCUUUUUGGAAGAAGACGUCACCUGGCAAAGCUUGAUCCACCCAGAUUCUUCACCCACCCCUUUGUCAACACGCCUUGGAAUAGUUCAAGAGGAUGCGGGGAAAUCUCCUGCUCGGAACAGAUCGGGCAGCGUUACUAACCUGUCUCUGGACCGUUCGGGGCCGCCCCUGGUGCCUGCCUACGAGACCUCGGUCAGCCCGCAAGCAAACCGCACUUACGCAAAAGAGGCCAACGAGGACGAGCGCAAAAUUCUCCUGGACUCAGUCCAGUUGAAGGACCUGUGGAAGAAAAUCUGCCACCACAGCAGCGGGAUGGAGUUUCAGGAUCACCGCUAUUGGUUGCGGACGCAUCCCAACUGCAUUGUGGGAAAGGAGCUGGUGAAUUGGCUGAUGAGAAAUGGCCACAUCACUACGAGAGCUCAAGCCAUUGCGAUUGGGCAGGCCUUGGUGGACGGCCGCUGGUUGGAAUGCGUCAGCCAUCACGAUCAGAUCUUCCGAGAUGAAUAUGCGCUUUACAGACCUCUACAGAGCACAGAAUUUUCUGAAACCCCGUCUCCAGACAGUGAUUCUGUCAACUCCGUCGAAGGCCAUUCCGAACCUUCGUGGUUCAAAGACAUCAAGUUUGAUGACAGCGACACGGAGCAGAUUGCUGAAGAAGGAGACGAUACCUUGACCAAUUCCGCCAGCCCUAGCAAGCGUCCCUCAGUCAGCAGCUUCCAGUCUGCCAUGGACAGCGACUCCGCCGCUUCCAUCAGCCUGAAUGUGGAGCUGGACAACGUGAACUUCCAUAUCAAGAAGCACUCCAAGUACCCUCAUGUGCCCCCUCACCCUGCCGACCAGAAAGAGUACUUGAUUGCGGACAACGGAGGGCCACAGAUGAUCUCAAUAAGUGACGCAUUCAUCAAAGAAUCGUUGUUCAAUCGGAGGGUGGAAGAGAAAUCCAAGGAGCUUUUCUUCACCCCUUUGGGGUGGCACCACAGCAACCUCGACUUGCUGAGAGAGGAAAAUGGGGAAAAGCAAGCUAUGGAGAGACUGCUCUCGGCUAAUCACAACCACAUGUUGGGCCUGCUCCAGCAGCUGCUGUACAGUGAAUCCUUGUCCCUCUCCUGGAGGGACAUCAUUGUGCCUGUCGUCUGCCAAGUCGUUCAGACGGUCCGACCCGAUGUCAAGAACAGAGACGACGACAUGGACAUCCGCCAGUUCGUCCAUGUCAAGAAAAUUCCCGGCGGGAAAAAAUUUGACUCGAUGAUGGUGAAUGGUUUUGUGUGCACCAAGAACGUCGCUCAUAAGAAGAUGAAUUUCUGUAUUAAGAAUCCCAAAAUUCUUCUGUUGAAAUGUUCCAUUGAAUACCUCUACCGAGAAGAAACAAAGUUUACGUGUAUAGAUCCUAUAGUUCGUCAGGAGAGGGAGUUUUUAAAGAACUACGUCCAGCGGAUAGUGGAUGUCAGGCCCACCUUGGUUCUAGUUGAAAAAACGGUAGCCCACAUCGCCCAGGAACUGCUGCUGGAACAUGGCAUUACUUUAGUCACAAAUGUUAAGCCGCAAGUCUUGGACAGAAUAAGUCGGAUGACUCAGGGAGACUUGGUGAUGUCGAUGGAUCAGUUGUUGACCAAGCCACACUUGGGAACCUGCCAUAAAUUUUACAUACAGGUGUUCCAGUUGCCUAAUGAGCAAACCAAGACAUUGAUGUUUUUUGAAGGAUGUCCUCAGCACCUGGGCUGCACCAUCAAGCUGUGCGGUGCUGGCGAAUAUGAGCUGGCUCGAGUGAAGGAGAUCCUCAUCUUUAUGAUUUGCGUGGCUUACCAUUCCCAGCUGGAGAUCUCCUUCCUUAUGGACGAAUUUGCCAUGCCCCCGACAUCGGCCAGGAAUGGCUCCCUUCACUCUUCGUCUGAAAAGCAGGGAGAAGAAAACGGGUAUCAAAACUUGGUGAACAGAGAAAACGGCAUGAUGGUAAAAGAUGCAGAUGUCUUUUCUGACAAGCUGCCCGUCGUCUCGGAAUCUGUGUCCUCUGAUGACAUCAGCGCCUCGGAACAAAGGACUCUGAUGGAAGAGGAUGGUGGUGACGUGCAAGAGCUACCGCCUGUGGAUUCUUCAGCAGCAGUGUUCUCUCCGACACUGGGGCCAGAGCCACUCUUGGCCCUCCGCCUGGGGAUUUUAGAUGGCACUCAACUGGAGAGCCUGCAGGAUUUGGGUGGCCCCCAGGAGCCCAAAAGCCACACAAGAGUUUUUAGGGACCCCUUGCAAGAUGACACUGGGUUGUAUGUCACGGAAGAAGUGACCUCCUCAGAAGAUCGCCUCAAAUCCUUUUCCUUAGCCUUUAAGCAAGAGCUGCAGGAUAUCAUUCUCUGCAUUUCCCCCGUCCUCACCUUCCCAGAGCCCUUUCUGUUAACAGAGAGGGGCAUGAGGUGCCCUACCAGGGACUAUUUCCUGGAGCAAGUUUAUUUGUCUCCUCUCCUGAAUAAGGAAUACAAAGAGCUGGACAGCAGGAGGAAGAAGCAGCUGCUAAGGGACAUCUCUGGGCUGCAAUCCAUGAAUGGAAGCGCCCAGCCCAAGCCUGUUCAGAUCUUGCCGCCCCACGAAUUUGUCGUUAGCAGGAUCGCUGAGCCUCUGAGCAACAGCAAACAGCUGGCCACGGUUCUGUCCGACUACCGGGCCAGGGGAGGAAGGAUCGCCCAGAAGAGUUCGGAUCCGUUUGUUCAGUCGAAAGAGACCGCUGGUAUGAAAACAGAAGACGACGAUAGAGGUUUUGUGCAGAAUGAAUCUUUAUGGACUCAUAAAGUGGACUGCCUCAGCCCCCUCAACCACCAGAGGCUUUGCGUGCUCUUUAGCAGCUCUUCGACCCAGUCCAGCAACGCUCCAAGUGCCUGCGUCAGUCCAUGGAUCGUGACCAUGGAAUUCUAUGGGAAGAACGAUCUCACUUUGGGUGUGUUUCUUGAAAGGUAUUGCUUCAGGCCUUCUUACCAGUGCCCCAGCAUGUUCUGCGACACUCCGAUGGUGCACCACAUCCGCCGUUUUGUCCAUGGGCACGGCUGCGUGCAGAUCAUCCUGAAGGAGCUAGACUCCCCAGUGCCUGGCUACCAGCACACAAUCCUUACCUACUCCUGGUGCAGAAUAUGCAAGCAGGUAACACCGGUUGUCCCGCUUUCCAACGACUCCUGGUCUAUGUCGUUUGCCAAAUACCUCGAGCUCCGUUUCUACGGGCACCAAUACACUCGCAGAGCCAACGCGGAGCCCUGCGGCCACUCCAUACAUCACGACUAUCACCAGUACUUUUCAUACAAUCAGAUGGUGGCCUCUUUCAGUUAUUCUCCUAUCCGUUUGCUUGAGGUGUGUGUGCCGCAUCCCAAGAUCUGCAUCAAACACCGAGUUCCUCUCAAGGUUACCAUUCUUCAAGACCUGAAAGAUUUUUCUCAGAAGGUGGCCCUGGUGUACGUAGCUGUCGAUGAGCGCCUCACCUCUCUGAAAACGGAUACCUUUAGCAAAACGAGGGAGGAGAAGAUGGAGGAUCUCUUUGCCCAAAAGGAGAUGGAGGAAGUUGAAUUCCGGAACUGGAUUGAGAAAAUCCAAGCAAGGAUGCUCUCCGCAUCACUGGACACUCCUCAGCAGCUGCAGUCAGUCUUCGAAUCCUUGGUAACCAAAAAGCAAAACCUCUGUGAGGUGCUACAAGCCUGGAAUAGCAGGCUACAGGAUCUCUUCCAGCAAGAGAAAGGCAGGAAACGCCCCUCGGUACCCCCUAGUCCCGGAAGACUGAGGCAAGGUGAAGACAGCAAGAUCAGUGCAAUGGAUGCGUCGCCUCGUAAUGUUUCUCCAGCACUUCAAAACGGCGAUAAAGAGGACCGUUUUCUGACCACCUUGUCAAGUCAGAGCUCCACGACCUCCUCUCUCCUCCAGCUUCCCACCCCCCCUGAAGUUGUGUCGGACCAGCUCACUGGGGGGACCUCCUUUACCAACGCGCUCUCUGAACCAGAGACAACUAGCGGCUCUGAAGACACAUUUGAUGGACACUUGCUAGGCUCCAUGGACAGCCAGGUGAAAGAGAAAUCUACCAUGAAAGCGAUUCUAGCAAAUCUGUUACCCGGGAACAGCUACAAUCCCAUCCCAUCCCCUUUUGAGCCUGACAAGCAUUAUUUGAUGUAUGAGCACGAGCGUGUCCCCAUUGCAGUCUGCGAAAAAGAGCCCAGCUCCAUCAUUGCUUUUGCCCUCAGUUGCAAGGAAUACAGAAGCGCCUUAGAUGAACUGUCCAAAGCGUCUUUGAGAAGCAAUGCGGAAGAAGGACUUCAAACAAGCAGUCUGGCUGAGAGCCGAGUGAAGAACAGCAGCCCAGUCCGACUGCCUGAGACAAACGUGGGACCGUCAAACCAAACGGCAGAGGCAGAACAGCCGAAGAAGCCAUAUGGAGUCCUGUCCUUCUUUCGUGGCACGGGAGGGAAAAGCCCUGAUCUUUCUGCCCAGAAAAAGGAGACUUUGCGUGGCGCAGACAGCGCCUACUACCAGGUUGGGCAGACAGGCAAAGAAGGGGCGGAGAACCAGGGAGCAGAUGCUGCAGAUGAAGCAGAUGGAAACGAUGCACAGAAGAAACAGCUGGGAAAUCCACAUGUUGAGCUUCAAUUCUCUGAUGCGAAUGCCAAGUUCUACUGCCGGAUUUACUACGCGGGAGAGUUCCAUAAAAUGCGUGAAGUGAUACUUGGGAGCAGCGAAGAGGAUUUCAUCCGUUCUCUCUCUCACUCUUUGCCUUGGCAGGCCCGAGGAGGCAAAUCAGGGGCCGCUUUUUAUGUGACGGAAGAUGACCGUUUCAUCUUGAAGCAGAUGCCCCGCCUGGAGGUCCAGUCCUUUCUCGACUUUGCCCCACACUACUUCACGUACAUUACUAAUGCUGUACAACAUAAGAAACCAACAGCUUUGGCCAAGAUCCUUGGGGUGUAUCGGAUUGGUUUCAAGAACUCUCAGAACAACACGGAGAAGAAGCUCGACCUGCUGGUCAUGGAAAACCUUUUCUAUGGCAGGAAGAUGGCUCAGGUGUUUGACCUGAAGGGCUCCUUGCGGAACAGGAACGUCAAAACGGACACAGGGAAAGAGAGCUGCGACGUGGUGCUGCUGGACGAGAACCUCCUGAAGUUGGUGCGGGACAAUCCCUUGUACAUCCGUUCUCACUCGAAGGCGGUCCUGAGGGUUUCCAUCCACAGCGACUCCCACUUCCUCUCCAGCCAUCUCAUCAUCGAUUACUCUCUUCUGGUGGGCCGGGAUGACACCAGCGACGAGCUCGUAGUGGGGAUUAUUGAUUACAUCCGCACAUUUACUUGGGACAAAAAGCUUGAAAUGGUGGUUAAGUCGACAGGCAUUUUGGGAGGCCAAGGCAAAAUGCCAACUGUAGUUUCUCCAGAAUUGUACCGGACCAGGUUUUGUGAGGCAAUGGACAAGUAUUUUUUGAUGGUGCCGGAUCACUGGACAGGGCUGGGCGUGAAUUGUUAAGGUAAAGAACCUCUUGAGGAGACAUGGAAGAGAGACUUCUUCAGCUUUCCUUGACACUGUUGUCUUCAGGAGCAGCGAAAGGAAUUUCAGCCUGCACAGAACUGUUAUGUUUGAAUCCACGUUUGGAACUUGGACGCUGAAAUGUUAACGGAAGAGCUGCUGUCAGAACUGCUUAGGAUCAGAUUGUACCUUCUCAUGGGCAUGCCGGAAAUGCUCCCAUCGAACAGGAAGCCAUAAGGGGAAUGUUUUUCCACAGGCUACUGUAAACUGUGGGAUCCCUGGUCUCAAAUCCCGGCCUGUUCUUAGUAGUGACUUGCAUUAGAAGUCUUACAUAUUUUACACAGUGGGUCAGUGUAAAAUCCCAAGUGAAUAUUGCGGGCCCCGUGUGAAGAUUGCUGCGGAAGAGAUUGGCUUAAGGUGAGGAAGACGAGCCAUUUCUUAACGCAGCAGCGUCUUGCCACUGUGGUGACGGGGAGCGUGAGCAUGAUUGUGUAACUUGCUCUGUUUUGCACUGAUGUCCUUUUACAGGUUUCCAUGUGAUAGGGAAUUUUAGUCAUUUACAGAUACACCAUUUUGUCAUUUGGAGCACUGCUUUUCUUUUAAAGGUACCAUACUUCUUAAUGUGGUCAGAUAUUUUAUUCCAGGCCCACUUGUCCCCAUAGCAAAUGGAUUUGCCCUGUUUCAAACUGGCUUGCGUGCACAUAACACAGACACACACACACACACACACAGAUCCUCGGCCUACAAGCACACUUUCUCGGAGGGAAGCCCCUCGACUGAGCUGAGGACUCCAGGAGGCCUGUCUUGAGGGCAACCCCUAACCGUCACCAUAACACACCACAGCCCUGUUCCUCGUGCUUGUUACCAUCCGAGGGACACUUGGCUGUCUUUGGGAUGACAAACGUUUUGGUUCCGGAGCAACCCACUAAGUUUUCAUUCAAGUAAUGCUGGUCUCGACAUGCCAUUCCUGCCUACUUGAUUCCUUUUCAUUUCAUUACUGGGUUAAGUAUUACAUUCCUCAGAUCUCUCUUUUUGAAAACAAACCAGGCCGUUGUGCAAUACUUUGCUGUAGCCACACAAGACACCGAUUUCCAGUUUUCUGUUGGUGCUCUAAACUUCAACUAAACCAAGGUGGUGUAUGUUAUCAUAAAUCAGGUAUGUGAGGAUUUGGGGCGUCUUUGCAACCCGAAAGUCUCUUUUUUUAAAUAUGAAAAGUUUAUUGUUUGAACUUAAUAAAGGCCAGUACGAGUGAGAGUGUUUGCAUUUAAGAAGGUGUGACUUUCUCUUUUAAUAGCUAGACACGGAGAGGGAUCAUUGGGUGAAGCCACAAGCACUGAGACUGACCGUGCAAUCCUGAAUCCAUUCGCUUCAGUGGGUGCAACUCUUUUUUGGGAUCGCACUGUAAUUCCCGCUUACUGCAAUAGGGAAAUCCUAAGCCUGCAUUAUGAAUAGUUUUUAAUGGUUCUUCGGGCCCUUCGACCAUUCUCAUGCUAACUUUCAAGAGAACCUCCACCUCUAAAGAUAGGACACAGUUGCAGCAUUUAAAAUGGGCGGAGCUUUCUAUUGAAAACUGAGAAGCUGCCUGAAUCUUUCUCGAACCGGAUGGCUGGCAUUAGCCCCCAUCCAACAGGAAACAUGAGACUUGCAUGGCUAGGUAUAUUUGUUCUGAUCUGGAGACGUUUGAAACGCAUCAUUUAAGCACCAGGUCAUUGUUUCAAGAAUACACGUUGGCCUUGUUUUUCAGGGUGUACAUGGGAAAGAGUCCUGUUAUUUUAAUCCAUUCAGAUCUGCAGUGUUUGAAGUUUCUUUAUGAAACCAGCUUGAUCUCAGUCAGGUGUUGCAGCAGAACGUUGCCACCUUCCGUUCGUUCCCUUUCUUUUCAGCUCCUUAGGCAUACUCUUUAAUUAAGGAAAAUAUCCACACGAGUGUGUGUUGAUUAGCAAUGUUUAACCUUCAGCUGAUUUAAAGCAUGGAUUGUAACAGAGUUGCUGCGUGGAUUUGAGAAGGGAGGUUCGAUAUGCUGCUUUCCCUAGAAUUGCUGCUUAUGAGCCUUCGGGCCAUUGUUUCCAGUACUUGAAGGUGAAAUGAUUUGUGUUCUACACUGGUUAUGAAGGGGGCACAUAGGUAUAAAUCACAGCUUUUUCUUUCAAACCUGCAUGCUUGGCAACUGGAAAGGAUCCUGCCUACUGAUGUUCUGGAAGAAAAUGGCUUGAUUUCUACAGCUUGGGGUCCUGUAUUGCCGUGAAGUUAGUGAUACAUUCAUUUGGCUAAUUUCUGCCUUGCACUGCACGGUUGGAUUGUCUGAAGAGCUAAACUGCUGAUUUAAUGCUCCUUGAAUGCAGGAGGGCAAUAGUCCCCUGUCUCUUGGAAAUGGCAGCUCAGAUGUUUUCCUAGAUGCAAAGAAUCCAUUGCCUUGAGACACUUCAGCCUCUUUUUAAAACUUCUGUCUCUUUCUUAAACCUUGGCCAGCUAAAGCCACUGACGUGUCUUCCAUGGCCUGCUCCUCUGUUCUCCAAAGUAAACUCAGUGGGCUUUGAAAGAGCCACAACGCCUGAAGCAUCAGUCUUUCAUUUUUCAGCUGUUAGCAAAUAAUAUAAUGAUGCUGUGCUUGCCUACAAUUUCAGACAUGAAAGUUCCGUAUUUUCAAAACAAGAUACAGAUUUUUCAGGACAGGUUGAUGGGUGCAGCAGAACGAGGUGGAGGAAGCAGUAGAAUGGAUUGUAACACUUCAAAGAGCAGGUGGGAAUGACAUUUUCCAAUAUUUCCUAAUGUACAAAAACUCCUUGCAACCAAAAAUGAACUUACUGGGGGGGGGGAUAGCUUAUUAGCCCCUCUUUCUCUGUUCUGGGUUUGUUUGCAUUUGGAUCGUAUCCCGACCGUUCGCUCACAGAUUGGCUGAUUCCGCACAGGUUGGAUAAUGCACUUUCAAUGCACUUUAUCAUUUGAGGUGGAUUUUUUGUUCCGCACACAAAAAAAUCCGUUCCAAAUGAUCUAUAAAGAGGAUUGGAAGUGCAUUAUCCAACGUGUGCGGAAUCGCUCAUAAUUUCAUUUUACCACUUCAUUCUGCUGCAUGUUGAGAACAACCACAAGAGGAUAAAUCCUUGGUUGGUUUGUGGCCUGUUUAGUUUCUUUGACAUACGCUACUUUACUGAAACCAGUGGGGAUUUGUUCCCCAAAUAAGACAAAUAUGGUGAAGGUCUGUAUAUAGGCUUGAGAUGAGUGGUCAGUGGGAUUAACACUGGAAACAUUACAGCUAGGUAAGAAAUACUUCUGUUUCUUAUUAAACAGCCUACCCACAUAUGUUGCAGAUGCUACCCGGAGGAUAUGACUUGGGGCUUUGCAUCAAAGGAACAGACUUGAAAGUAUAGCAAGUUUUGUAGUGUGUUUUUCUUCUGAACAGCUAGCUUUUAAUAUUGCUGUUUUGUAUAAAAUGCUUUAAAUUCUAACUUCCACUUUCUAGAAAGCAAUAAGUAUCAUUCACCUGAGCUGUUGACAUCUGAAACCUGUAGAGCCAGAUAUCAAAAUUGGACCGGCCAUGUAGAAGCUCUUGAUUUUGCGCAGUAGAAGUUUCCUCUAACACAGUAUUCUAAAAGCACAUAAUGAAGACAGUAUUCAUGUGCGGUGUAUUUUUUUAUUUUAUUGUACAGAUAACUACAUGUGAGUUGUAUAAUUAGUAAGAAAGUUUUUACGUUUGCGGAACAGAUACGCUCUAAUAAGCGUUUUUUCAUGGGGAGGGGUGGAGAAUCUGUUAUUUUGAUCUAAUUAUGGAAAAUGCCAGUAUAUUUUUGUGCUUGCGUACUUGUAUAGCUCAGUCGGGAGUCCCUGCUCCUCACAUACUGUGGCCCUGUAGUCUUGCUUUUAGGUUGGACGGGGGAUGCCACAUAAUGGAAACGACAAGAAUAAAACCUUGUUUAAAAUGCUACAGACCAGACCUAAACCAUGUCAAAGCACUUAUUUUAUGUACAUAAUGUGUAUAUUUCUUAUGUGUUGAAUGUAUUUUUUUAAUGAUCAUGACAUGCUCAACUAUUUAAGAUAAAUUACCUUGGUUACUAAACUGUAUAUAGCUGGGGGGGAAAUAAAGUA